GGAACCGCGCAGCAGCAAGAUGUCCCUGAGCUCCCGGUCCCCAGAGCCCGGGGCCAGCGAGAAGGCGCUACGGGCGGCCGCCGUCUCCACCGGCCCCUCCCUGGAGUUAUGCACCUUCCCCUCCACCCUGGGCUCCUCGGUCGCUGCCGCCGCAUUGGAGCAGCUCUUCGUUGUGGAACAAUCUCUGCAAAGUGACUAUUUUAAAUGCAACGAAGAAGCUAGGACCUUUCUUAAGGACAUUGCUAUGGCUGUAAAGAAAUUGGAAGAAAUGAGAAAAACCACAAUUGAUCUUUUGGAAAUCGAAAGCAUGAAGCUCAGCAGACUGUAUUUUCUAUUGGAAACUCUUCCCAGUAACAUUAGGAGAGAACUGGAAGAAUGUGUCAAAGAUGCUCGCAGAUUAAAUCUUUUUGAGAUAAGUCAAUUAUGCCUGAAAAUUACAAGGAUGAAUAACAAAAUAGAAUUUCUGAAGAAGAAAAUACUUGAACUGAACAAACUUAAUAACACUCUAGGUGAAAAGCAAGAGGAGCUGGCGAGGAAUCACGAGAAGGCUGUCCUGGCGCUCAACCACACAAUGGAAGAAAGAGUAACGGCCACAGUUUACAUCAAUGAGACUCAUACCCAAAUAAACAAGAAAAAAGAAGAAAUAGAAGUGCAAAGAAAAUGUACCCAAGAGAUAGAAGAGCAAAUGGAAAAAGAAAAAGCAGAAUACUUGAAAAGAAAACAAAAAUUGAGUGAAACAAUUGAAGAAUACAAAAAACUCUGUGAACUGAAGAGAAAGGAGACUUAUAAAAGCAAGAAGGACUUGGAUAGAUUAAAGAUUAAAAUGUCAAAAAUGAAAGAAACAGUUACACACAGCACAUUGGUUCUUAGUGAUCACAACUUAGAGAUAGCACAACUGCAUGAAUCAAUAAGACAUUGGGAACAACAGGUUGAAGAAAUAAAGAAAUCCUAUAAGACACUGGAGGAUAAAACACUUUUUUUAAUAAAUAACAAGGUAAAACUGGAGAAUGUAACUUAUCAUAAAAAAAAUGAAUUCUUGAUGAAGAUAACACAGAUGGCUGAAAAACUAUAUGAAGGUCAUUUAAAGAACAAAGAUCUACAAGAGAAAUUGUAUACUCUUCUCAGACAAUACAAGAUUGUUUUACAUGAGGAGGGUAAAGUUUUCAUCGAGAAACAGGAAAUUUGUGAUGAAAAUCAGAAACUACUGACAUUAAUUGACCAGAAAGAAAAUUUACUCUCACAAAGAAAAGUAGAUAUCAAAAAUAUGGAAGAAGGACUUGUCACACUCCACACUCUUCACCAAGCAACAAAGGAAGUAUAUCAGAAACAAAUAAAAAUCCUGUGUGAUAACCUGGAAAGAGAGAGUCAGAGAUGCAUUAUAACUCAGUGGAAAAUAGUGUGUUUGCAAAAAAAGCACACACGUUGGAUGAAGAGGAUAAAGAGUGAACUAAGAGAAAUUACAGAUAAAAUUCAGGCUGCAGAACUUAAACACAAUGAAUUACUACAAGAGACCAGUUAUAGAGAAAAAGAGAUCAAUGAAUUCUUGGCACAGAUUGAACAACUUACAAUAGACUUAAAACAAGAGGAGGAGGAAUUUGUUGUCAAAGAAAAACAGUUAAUUCAAGAACUGAACAAGUAUGAGGAUAAAAUGAAGCAAGAAUUAAAACAAUUACAAAAUCAAGAAAGCUAUAAAAUCAAAACUCAUUUUGAAAUUCUAAAGAACUUAGAAAAUGAAAUCUAUGUCCACGACCUAGAAGUAGAUGCUUUGCUCCUGGAAAAUAAGAGAUUAAAAGAAUGUAUAGCGCACAUGAAGGAAAACAUAGAGCAAUACAAAAAGGGGCAAGAAACCCUCAAGCACGCCUCAAGUAACCUGACUUGGCAAGUGGUAGAUCAGCAGACACAAUAUUUGGAUUUAUGGGCUGAAUUUAAGAUGACAGUUAAGAAAUUGGUAGACAGUGGUGAUGAGACCUUGAAGGAAAUAAAAAAUCUAAUAGACAAGCUGUAUGAAAGAGAUGAAAACAUUGAGCAUAUCAGUACUUGGCUACAAGGGAAUCUUGAAGAGCUGCAUUUUCUCAUGGAACAGGAAUUGCCAGUGACCUUGGUUGUGGUCCUGCUCAAGCCCGGUGAUGCUUAUGUGUAA
Molecule: messenger RNA, 2140 nt
Organism: Manis javanica (Malayan pangolin)
Lineage: Eukaryota; Metazoa; Chordata; Mammalia; Pholidota; Manidae
Source: RefSeq, a predicted model, not a curated record